Messenger RNA from Acyrthosiphon pisum (pea aphid), 1949 nucleotides. RefSeq names its product dihydroorotate dehydrogenase 2 (gene Dhod). NCBI's taxonomy places the organism in Eukaryota, Metazoa, Arthropoda, Insecta, Hemiptera, Aphididae. The transcript has 8 exons. Gene Ontology annotation, cellular component: mitochondrial inner membrane; cytoplasm. The record is from RefSeq and is a predicted model, not a curated record. The coding region runs from base 641 to 1801 and encodes 386 amino acids. Gene Ontology annotation, molecular function: dihydroorotate dehydrogenase activity. Gene Ontology annotation, biological process: 'de novo' pyrimidine nucleobase biosynthetic process; pyrimidine ribonucleotide biosynthetic process.
UAAAUACUAAAUUUCUAAUUUCUGUGUGUGUCGUGCGAGGAACCGUGAUGUGGAAUGUGAAGUGUGGAUUUUCGAUGCGUAAUGAAUAAUGUGUAUAGAAUACAGAUAUAGUAAAAUUUACAGAAUACAGCACGUUUUAAGAUCGUUGAAUACAACCAAGAGUCAUACAAAAUUUACAGAUUACAGAUGUGCCAGGCUGAUUAUAAUUAAUAAGUUAUAGUUAAUUUGUAUUACUUGUUAGUUGUUACGUCAUAGUUCAUAAUUAUUCAUACAUCAUACUGUUCUGCAAUCUGUCAUUCUACAAAUCCCACACAUAGGUAUUACAUGUGUUUUGACCAAUUUAAAACGUAGGUUAGGCUAUAUGUACCUAGUACCCACCAAACAAAUUCAACGUUACAACCCAAAUCAUUUUUAUUUAAGUAAUUUAGUGGGUUUAAACUAAUAACAAUAUUACCGUCUACGACAAUUUGUAAGGGAGUUUGUUUAUUUAUAUGUACUCACAUCGCUCAGACAUCUACCUCAUAUAGUACUGCAGACCAAUACGUUGUAUAAUAAGUACUUCGUGGAGGAAUUCCAAACUUUUUUUUCUUAUAUUUUGAUUUAAGAAAAUAGUUCUGUGAUCUAAAUUUAUUUAGGUACAAUGGGUCCAUUGAGAUCCUUGGUUUACAUUUCUUCUGGAGGAUUUUUUUUAUGGGCAGGAACAAAUGUUAUUACACUAAAUGAAAAAUUUUAUAAGAAAUAUGUUAUUCCUGCAUUCUUUGCUUGUGAUCCAGAAACAGCUCAUGACCUUUUAACAUUUUCUGGAAAAUAUGGUCUUAUACCAAAAUCAUUUUAUAAAGAUCCACCGUUAUUGAAAACCAAGUUAUGGGAUUUGAAUUUCACCAACCCAAUAGGCCUUGCAGCUGGGUUGGAUAAACAAGGUGAAUUAACAAAAGCAUUAAAAAAUGUAGGGUUUGGUUUUGUAGAGGUUGGUUCAAUAACACCUUUACCUCAACCAGGCAAUGAAAAACCAAGAGUGUUUAGACUUAUAGAUAGUCAAGCUAUUAUUAAUAGAUAUGGAUUCAAUAGCGAUGGUCAUAGUGUUGUAUUUGAAAGGCUUAAUAAACUUAAGCAAAACCAAAACUUUGAUGGUAUUGUUGGUGUCAAUUUGGGAAAAAAUAAAGAGUCUGAAGAUGCAGCUGCUGACUAUGUGAAAGGUAUUGAAAAGUUUGCUCCAGUUGCUGAUUAUUUUGUUAUAAAUAUAUCCAGUCCUAAUACUCCGGGUCUAAGAAAUUUGCAAAAAAAAAAGGAUCUCAUGAGUCUACUUUCAAGCGUUAUAGAAGCGAGGAAUCAAGUGUGUGGAGAACGCAAAAUUCCAUUAUUAUUAAAAAUAGCUCCUGAUCUUACUGAUCAAGAUAAAAAAGAUAUUGCUGAUGUAAUUAAUGAUAAAAAGUGUAAAGUUGAUGGAUUAAUAAUCUCAAAUACAACUGUUAAACGAAUUGGUGUUUAUGACAAUCCCAAUGCACUAGAACCUGGUGGUCUCAGUGGGAAACCUUUACAAGAAGAAUCUACAAAACUCAUUUUGGAAUUUUAUAAAUUGACAAAAGGUAAAAUUCCUAUUAUUGGAGUUGGCGGAGUAUUUAAUGGUCAAGAUGCAUAUGCCAAAAUUAAAGCAGGCGCCUCACUUAUACAAAUUUAUACAUCUUUUAUAUAUAAUGGCCCAUCGGUUAUAGUUAAUAUAAAAAAGGAACUUGAAAGUCUUCUUAGGGAAGAUAAAUACAACUCAAUAUCUGAUGCAAUUGGUGCAGAUGCCAAACUGUAAAGUAUAAUAAUUUAUUUAAAAUUUUGGAAAUUAAGAAUAUAAUUUUUUUAAUCACUUACAUAUUUGAUUAUUAUUAUAUUAUAUACAUUAAAAAAAAUUUUUAUACAGGCAUUGAUGGUUAUAGUCAAUAAUAUUGUAUGAUUUUUAA